UAUAUUCAAUUCGACCAAGUAGGUAUGCCGCACUAUAUGUAUACUACAUGGCCAUAUUAUAGUUAUUAUGUUGAUGAAACCCGACCGUCUUCAUCUCAUGUUUCCUAUGCACAACAACAAUUAAAUCCCUACCCCACUCAACAGCCACAACAGACUUAUCAACCUCGUUAUUCUACACAACCUGGGACGAAUUUCUCUGUUGGGCAGACUUCAAGCACUCCUGGAUCAACUCGGGCACCAAGGCCUCCAACUUAUUUCAACUUACCAAUGCCUCCACCUAUUCUUCCUCAAAACAUUCCCUUACCGCCUAUUCGACCAUCAACUUUUAAUGCUAUUAAUUUUGGUUCAGAAUUAAAUGGUAAUUAA
This is a messenger RNA of Meloidogyne enterolobii, 366 nucleotides long. NCBI's taxonomy places the organism in Eukaryota, Metazoa, Nematoda, Chromadorea, Rhabditida, Meloidogynidae. The record is from the annotation of a GenBank genome assembly.